AUCUUGUAAACAUCUUUGGAUUGGCGUUUGUACCGAAAGAAGAGAUAAAGUAAAUUAUUCUUCUUAUUUGGGAGGGACCAAUUACGGUUGGGUAUUAGGUUCAAAUGGAUUACUUUAUCAUAAUAAUCAAUUGAAUCAGUCAUAUUCUAAAGGAUAUGGUGUUAAAUUUGGUAAGGGUGAUAGAGUUACUGUACACCUUAAUAUGGGUAGUAGAUCUUUAGCUUAUUCUAUUAAUGGUAUUAGACACGGUGAAGCUUGGAAUACUUUACCUGCUGAACUUUAUCCUGCAGUAUCUCUUAAGAAACCUGCUAAAGUCAGAAUUGAAAUGCACAAAAAACCAAUUAUAAUUGAUAAUUCCAAAUAUAUGAUGCCUCAAUUAGCUCAUACAUCCAACUUAUCCAACUUAUCCAACAUGUCCAACAUGUCCAACAUGUCUCACUCAUCCAACUAUUCUCACUCGGUCAAUUUACCUCACUCAGCCAAUUUACCUCGCUCAAUUCACUCACCUCACUCACCUCACUCACCUCACGCACCUCACGCGCCUCUUACAUCUCACACAUCUCAUUCACCUCAUAGACCUCAGUCACCUCACAGAUCUCAAUCGCCUCAUUCACCUCACAGACCUAACUCGCCUCAUUCACCUCAUCCAAAUAUUCGAAUAAAUACUUCGAUUAUUUCUCCCAUUAUUUCUCCCAUUAACACUCCUAUUAACACUCCUAGACCUACAUCGCAGGUGACGGCUGAAUAAGAGAGGGAGGGAAUAGUGUUAGGCGAUCAAAAUAUAUUUUAUUAGCAUAUUCUUUGUAUAAUUUUUUAUUUUAUUUAUUGUAUUAAUUAGAAACAAAACUUUAUAUACAGUAUACACUAGUACAUAAACAUAUAUAUAUUAAUAAAAAAAAAAUCAUCUUUACUUAUUGUUACAUUACAUGUUUUGA
Rhizophagus irregularis DAOM 181602=DAOM 197198 is the source of this 935-nucleotide messenger RNA. The record is from RefSeq and is a predicted model, not a curated record. Lineage: Eukaryota; Fungi; Glomeromycota; Glomeromycetes; Glomerales; Glomeraceae.